Molecule: messenger RNA, 1003 nt
Organism: Varanus komodoensis (Komodo dragon)
Lineage: Eukaryota; Metazoa; Chordata; Lepidosauria; Squamata; Varanidae
Gene: SSR2
Product: signal sequence receptor subunit 2
Exons: 6
Coding region: 51-602 (183 amino acids)
Cellular component (GO): endoplasmic reticulum; membrane
Source: RefSeq, a predicted model, not a curated record
GAGCGCUGACUCUCUUUUCCGUUCUGGUGGCGGCUGCUGGCGCCUCUGAGAUGAAGCUCUUGGCUCUCACGAUCCUGGUCAUCUUCUCCUCCGUCCAUUGUGAGGAAGGGGCCCGGCUUCUGGCCUCCAAGUCGCUCUUGAAUAGAUACGCCGUGGAGGGCCGGGAUCUGACGUUGCAGUACAGCAUCUACAAUGUUGGGUCUAGUGCUGCCUUAGAAGUAGAGCUGUCGGAUGAUUCCUUCCCUCCAGAAGACUUUGGCAUCGUUUCUGGGAUGCUCAGCGUCAAAUGGGAUAGAAUUGCCCCGGCCAGCAACGUGUCCCAUACGGUGGUGCUGAGGCCCUUGAAAGCCGGCUACUUCAACUUCACGUCGGCCACGAUCACGUACCUGGCCCAGGAGGGAGGGCAGGUGGUGGUUGGCUUCACCAGUGCCCCUGGGCAAGGGGGGAUCCUGGCCCAGCGAGAAUUCGACAGGCGGUUUUCACCACACUUUCUGGACUGGGCAGCCUUCGGGGUCAUGACGCUGCCCUCCAUCGGCAUCCCCCUGCUGCUGUGGUACUCGAGCAAACGGAAGUACGACACCCCGAAGACCAAGAAGAACUGAGCCGCACCGGGCCCUCCAGCUCCCUUCCUGCAGCUGCGAGGGCGUUCUGGAGAGGCCGCAGGCAGCCCCUGGCCCUGCUUCAGGGCCUGUUCCAUUGGGAACGGUCCUCCAGGACGCAGCUGUGAGAAAACAUGGAUCCUCUGAGCCCUGCAGCCCCUCCUGCUCUGCCCCUUGCUAGCCAUGGGGCGGAGAAAUCCAUUGGUCACGGAGACCCCUUUGCACAUCAAACCCGCUUCCCUCAGCCAAAGCGCAAGAAACGCAUUUACCCUGGAGAAGAAAUGUCGGAGCCAUAGGGUUAUUAAAACCCAUGCAAACAAACCCUCCGUCUUUCUGAGAGAUCUGUAGUGCCCUGGAGUGAGGGACUUUUUUACCGUAAAAAAUAAAUCACGUCGUGAACAUGC